Molecule: messenger RNA, 903 nt
Organism: Eremothecium sinecaudum
Lineage: Eukaryota; Fungi; Ascomycota; Saccharomycetes; Saccharomycetales; Saccharomycetaceae
Gene: TFA2
Product: transcription factor TFIIE subunit TFA2
Exons: 1
Coding region: 1-903 (300 amino acids)
Biological process (GO): transcription initiation at RNA polymerase II promoter
Cellular component (GO): transcription factor TFIIE complex
Source: RefSeq, a predicted model, not a curated record
AUGAGUAACGAUCUGUUGGCUAACCUAAAUGCAUUCAAGAGCAAGAUUAAAACUGCUCCGGUCAUUACAACUAGGAAGGUUGUCACAAAUCAGGAUUCGGGCUCGGUAAGUAGUCCGUAUGGAUCGACAAAAGCUGCUAAAAGGGAGGCUUCAAAAGAUAACGAUGAUAGACUUGAUCAGGCCCAAGUAUCAGCUGCAAAAAAGCUAAAGCUUGGUACUGCAUCUCCUCAGAGGUCUGCUACUCCUAGUGCGACGGAAAAUGGUAAAUUAGAUUCUACACAUUUAUCCACCAAAAUGUUAAUUGCAACGGAAUAUAUCCAGGAGCGGGCUGAGGCCGUUCCUAUUGACCAGAUUGAGUCUUAUUUGUCGCUUCCCAAAGAUAACAAUGUAAUUCCGAUGCUUAAGGGGUUGGCAAAGUUUAAAUUUGAUCCAAAGAAGAAUACUCUGCAAUAUGUGUCAAUUUACGAUGUACACUCUGCUGAGGAAUUGCUGAAACUAACGCGGACGCAGGUAACUUUCAAAGGUAUUUCCUGUAAGGAACUGAAAGACGGCUGGCCACAAUGCUAUGAUGUUAUAGAUGAACUGGAAAAAAAGCAUCGUAUACUUGUGUCACGGACCAAGAAGGAUAAUUCGCCCCGUUUUGUUUGGUACAAUACUGGCGGGCCACUGCACGAAAUAGAGGAGGAUUUUGUGAAAAUGUGGGAGAAUUGCAAAUUGCCUCAGCGCCCAGAACUUCCUCGGAAGCUACAGGAUCUUGGCUUGAAACCGGCAAGUGUGGACCCUGCGACAAUCAAAAGACAGGGUUCAACAAGGGUUGAGGUCAAGAAAAGAAAACAAAGAAAGGGAAAGAUUACCAACACGCAUAUGGCUGGUAUCUUGAAGGACUAUUCGGAUCGGGUCUGA